This is a messenger RNA of Homalodisca vitripennis (glassy-winged sharpshooter), 3642 nucleotides long. RefSeq lists its product as uncharacterized. The record is from RefSeq and is a predicted model, not a curated record. The transcript is spliced from 5 exons. The coding region runs from base 271 to 1029 and encodes 252 amino acids. Lineage: Eukaryota; Metazoa; Arthropoda; Insecta; Hemiptera; Cicadellidae.
UUCCGCGUCUAUAGUCGGCCCGGGUCCGCGGUUCCCGUCACGUCGGCUUAUCACUGAUAACAGUCGUCUAAUGACAUGUCCCAUUGUUGAUCUCCUUCGAGUAAUCCAGACAAAAUACAUUUUAAAUCCAUAAGAGUGUUUUAAUAUUUUGAACUUGUGCAUACAAUAAACCUAUUUUUGUCCUUAGACUAUAGAACAAAUCUUGUUCUUCAGUAAACUCGUUUCUUGCAAGUCGGUUUCCCACAAAAUUCUAGAUCUCGCGACUCCAGGAUGCCUCCAGUCGCCCGACUGCCCUCCUCAUCGUACUGGAUCCCUCCGUCCCGCCGCCCCAGCGGGAUGAACAGCACCGCCACCUCCUCCACGACCGACUCCGCCGACUCCACUCCCCGCAACUACGUGGACCCUUGGGACCUCGAGAACUACGCCUACCUGCGCCGCCACUGUGCGGACCUGGAGGACUCGGACCCUGUGGUCUCUCUGUCCACCAACGGUCUGGACUCCGCACACUCAGAUUUCUACUUCGUCCCUGCGCGACAACCGUUGACUCCUCUGCCGCCGCCCCAAAGGGGUGUCAUGGUACGGAGACUCCACCGUCCCUCGCUGAUCGUGGCUCCUGAGGACACCGCCCUGGUGGAGGAGGAAGACUUCUACAACGCCCGCUGCGAGGUGACACCCUGCUGCCAUCAGCGGCUGAGGCGGCAGUCGUGCUGCCAGCAGCACAUGGCUUCCUUCCAUCCAGGGAUGUACGAGAAGGCCAAAGCGCGCCAGUUGACCACAGCUGAAGAGCCUCCCCCUCUGGUAUACGUCUAUCAGACCCCCCGCUUGCAUCGCAAAUCGUCCAGGCAGGUUAGGGAGUACAUACAGCCCAUUUCGACAUCGAGCGAAGAGAACGAGGGCCUGUAUGACGAACUGAUCAGCUUGGCUCGUCAACGAAAGCCUCAACACUUUGGACUCAGUUCAUUCGGUCACCUCAAAAUAGACUAUUCCUGCAACUGGAAUAACCUGGACAGAUACAUCGGUCACACCUGAGCUGACUACUGCAGUAUCUUAGAUUUUACUCUACUCGGACCUAAAGUGAUGAGAGAAACUAAGUAGACCACAUCUGCUUCUUUAGCUGGUAUAAACCUGUGAGAAAAACAGUACGGUUUUUUAUAUGCAAUAACAUUAGUUGCGCGUAUAAACCUAUUACUAUAAGCGUACUGUAUUCUUAUUCAUGGUUGUUCUUAUUUUAUGACCACUAUACUCACUAUUCACAAUGGCUUUUGUUCACCGGUUCAUAGACUUAAAUAUUGUUAUGAGUAUACAUUAUUAUAACAUGUUUGCUUUGCUUGAUAUUUUUAUAAAUCCAAUAAGACGGAGAUUUGUAGAUCAGUGACUGAUUGUUGUAUCAAGUCGACUACAAAGAAUAUUUAUUUCAAUAUCUAAUCUAUUUAGAUACAGUGAUGACUUACAAAAGGUCAGUUUACAAUCUGUACGGUUCCAUUUCAUAUCUACUACAAUACCAUGUUGAGCUUUUCUUGAAUUGGAGAAGAGUAAUGAGAAAUAUAAGGAGCCAGCUGUUGUGAAAAAACUUGAAUUUUCUCCCAUUGGAACAAUGUUUUUCUUGUAAAUUGUAUGUUUUAGUUUUUCUUGUAAAGUAUAUACAAAGAAUAUAUAAUAAUAAAACAACAAAGUACAAUAAAAUUCUGAAAAUAACUAGCAAUAUCGAAAAAACAAAAAUAAGGUUUUGAUCCAUAUUAAUCAUAUUUUUAAAAGAGACAAUAUCUCUAAUGAUUCUUAGACUAAAUAUACAAUAAAAAAGUGUACUUUUAGGACUCAUAAUGUCCUAAAAGUGUUUGUUCUUAUAGGGCUAAAAUGAAAACGGUUUUUAAAACACUUUAAAAAAUUCUCUGAAUAAAUGUUUCCCUAAAUUAGGUGCACUACCAUUAUUUUUAUUGGCUUUAGAACACUUACACUUUGUUUACUAUUGCAAUAACAGUAAUGUAUACAAGCAUACACAUGUGUGAGUGUGUUUUUGAAAUCCUCAUAACCCAGGAUCUGAGAAGCAAUUUGCAUUGCAUAUGCAAACAAAAUAUUUUUUCCUUUAGUAGAUGGAGAAAUGUCCCAUAAGGAAGACAUUGAUCAUUAGUCCCACUAACUUUGGUGGAGGUUGGAAUUGUAUUAAAGGAUUAAAAAUAUGAAACUCAUCAUAUUUUUCUUAGCUUGACAAACAACCAUCAUAUAUGUUAAGUAAGUGUUGGCUAACCAUAUACAGUCCUUACAGGUUGCAUUAUGAAAGUAAAAUACAUCUUCUGAUAAUAACAAAUUUACUCAUCCAAUUGGUAAAAAUGGUUAAAAUUCUUCACAAUAGUCUCCUCAUGCACCAACAUACCUGCAGAGACAAUUCUGCCACACUUGGAGAGCACCCUGGAACUCCUCGACUGGAAUAUCCCUCAGGAAUCUUGUAACAUGAACUUAGAUGUUCUCCACUGACUCCCAAUGCUUUUCCUUCAGCUCUCUCUUCAGUUGGGCAAACAAAAAAGUCACACAGGGCCAAGUCAGGGUUGUAAGGAGGCUGGGGCACCACAAGGUCUUGAUCUGGGUCAGGUAGUGACUGGGUAACGACAAAGCCCAUGAGGCUGGGGCAUUGUUGUGGUGGAGCUUGAAGACAUCUUGGAUUUCAGACCUGACAUGAGCGACCCAGCGUUUCAGUGUCUUGAGUAAGUGCAAGUAAAAGGCUGUGUUGACAGUUUGUACAAACUCAAAAUGGACGAUUCCUUGAAGAUUAAAGAGGACUAUCAGCAUUGUUUGAUGUAAGAUUUGUUCAUGUGUGCAUAUAUACGUUUGAGAGAAGCUUGCGUGUGCCACUCGGAGCUCUGCCUUUUAGAUUCAUUGCAUACAUUCCUUCUCAAAGGCCUCUCGAAGCAUUUUAUAAGUUCCAUUGCAUUCUUCCCAAGCCGUACACAAAACUUGAUUGCGUACCGUUGUUCCAGCGAGCGCUCCAUCACACCGUGACUUUGCGCAAAGAUACGUCUUACAACUCGUACUGCUUUGAGCGAACUGAGACCAAAUUUGUUUGGAAGGGCAUAACCCCCAACCCAUCAUCCAAACAGCUGCUACCAAUAAAUAGUUGUGUCACAAUAAAAUCAUGCACAUUACUUUCACAAUGCACCCUGUAUAUGUUGAUUUUAAGUAUAUCAUAUUAUGAAAAAUAAAAUCUAUGUAAAAUGUAAUCAUUUAUUUUUUUAACCCUUUUGAUACUUUCUUUCGAACUCCACUAAAACCGAUAUGACUAAUGAUUGAUUAUUGUCUUAGAUGAAAUUUCUCUAUAGAUUUAAAGAAAAACCAGGUUGUGUGUGUAUGCCAUGCAAAUUGCCUCUCAGCUCCUAGCCAAUGGGAAAUGAAAAAUACACAGCUGUUCCUCUUCGAGUAUUGCUUAUUUUUAGUAGGAAAACUUGCACAGGUGGUGUCAAACUAAUAAACCAGGGAGUUAUAAGUUUGCUAUAUAAAUAUUUAUUUCAGAUGUUAAAGACAAUAUUGAAACAUAACUGUUAUUAAGAAAUAUGUUCGUUUACAGGCACUCUAUAAAGCUCAUAUCAUUAUGUAAAUACUAUAGUUAAUAACUUGUUAUUUUCUUGUAAAUAAAUAAAUAUAAUUUUAGUA